Molecule: messenger RNA, 445 nt
Organism: Drosophila santomea
Lineage: Eukaryota; Metazoa; Arthropoda; Insecta; Diptera; Drosophilidae
Gene: e(y)2b
Product: enhancer of yellow 2b transcription factor
Exons: 4
Coding region: 57-365 (102 amino acids)
Biological process (GO): poly(A)+ mRNA export from nucleus; regulation of transcription by RNA polymerase II; positive regulation of DNA-templated transcription
Cellular component (GO): DUBm complex; SAGA complex; nuclear pore
Molecular function (GO): chromatin binding; transcription coactivator activity
Source: RefSeq, a predicted model, not a curated record
UUAUGUUAAAAAAAUUUUGGAGACAAUCGAACUGUUGAAAAACACAAUCUUAAACCAUGCCAAACAGCAAGGAAACUGGAACCGAUCCCGAUCCUGUGGAUGAUCUUAAGUUAAGCGGUCGCGAUAGCGUCGCCUUGAAGGAUCUGCUGCAGAAGCGACUUUUGGAGUGCGGAUGGCGCAAGGACAUUGAGGAAAUGAUACGCCACACCAUCGAGGAGCGCGGAGUGGCCAACUUGAGCCGCGACCAACUGGCUGCCGAAAUAGUCCCCCAUGCUCGCGCUCUGGUGCCUGAUGUAAUCAAAAAGGAGAUGCUGAUGCGCGUGCGCGCCGCCCUGGAAUCCUCGCUUCCUCCGGAGAAGAACUGACUGCCCAUCAAGUCCCUUUCCGAAGACCAGAAGGUUCAGCUGAGCAUUUAACGGAUUAAAACUGCAUGUCUUAAAUUCUA